Molecule: messenger RNA, 1956 nt
Organism: Dalotia coriaria
Lineage: Eukaryota; Metazoa; Arthropoda; Insecta; Coleoptera; Staphylinidae
Exons: 2
Coding region: 199-1527 (442 amino acids)
Source: RefSeq, a predicted model, not a curated record
UCUGCUUCACUGUAAUGGCGGACGCGUUCUGUGUGGCGUACAUUGUGACUUCAGCUACUGCAUCAUACUAGUUCUGCUAGAAUAAUUCAUCAGCUAUUAAAAAGAUCUUCAUUUUAUUCACGGCGUUCAACGUAAAUAGCUACGUUACAAUCGUCCCGAACACCCAGUGGUAUUCUACUCGCUUCUGGAACACACGAAAUGGGUGGGUGCCGCUGCAGUUACAAAUCAUGCCGGAGUGCUACAAAAACCACCGAAAAUCUGCACUUCUUUCACUACCCUGUGAAACACCGCGAACGCUGCGCGAUUUGGAUCCGUAACGCUGACAAGCCCGAAUUCGCCAACCUACCCGACUACCAACUGCGAAACAAAGUCAUCUGCGGCCUGCACUUCGAAGACAAAUACUUUGCAAACCUCGAAAAACGCCGAUUGGUGCACAAUGCAAUCCCCAGCCUGGAUGCAGGCUGUGACAGCACCUCGGAUGACUUAUCAUACAUCAAAGAAGUGGAGAUUUUACCAACCAGCAAUGAUGGAUCCACUUUCACGCUAUCCCUAGACGACCUCCAACCGGGAAACAGCGCCAAGAAACAGAAACUAGACUACAACUCUGCACACAGCAUUAAUCUACCAGAUGUAGCAAAGGUAGAACCAGAUGUAUACACAAUUGACCCAUCUUACUUCAAUCAGUCAUUCUACAACAAUGACAACAUCAAGGAAGUUGUCAUAAACUCAGCCUCUGCACUCUCAGACAACUUGAAGCAAGAGGAAGUCAUUGAUGAUGAAGACUGCAUGAUUUACGACACACACAACAGCAGUCUAUCUGGUAAAAAAGAAAAUCUUUCAUUUGCGAAUGAAAAUAAACUUCAGACGUUGUUCUUUGAUCAUGAUGAGCUCGACACGCCACAACACGUCCAGAUACAGGACUCCAAAGGUAAUAUCAUGGUUACAGACAUUGGGAAUACAAAUCCAGGCACUAGUAUCACUACUAAUACACCUGGAAAAGUCUGUAUGUUAAAAUCUGCGAAUGGUACAACAACAACAAUCAAAAAGAUUAAACUAGCGUCGAAUCAGACACUGACGCCGAUCACAAUCCAGCAACCGAAUGCUUCUGGGCAAAUCGUGAAGCGUACAGUCUUUAAACGAGUGAUUCCUGCGUCUUCUGUCCAACAAACAGCCACAACAACAGCUGUAGCAUCAACACCGACGACUUCCCAACCAGUUGUCACCCCUGCGUCUACCUCCACAGCAGUAGCACAACCCACAGCUGGAAAAUUCAAACUGGCGACACAAAUGGCCACAAACACAAUCCGCCUCACGAAUAAAAACCUUUUACGGUGUUUGAAAGGCCGUUUGCCUGAUAGUAUCCUAGGUGCUGUAUCGUUACACUUAAAUAAGCGACGAAAUGCCGUCACUGUUGAAGAACAAGAGUACGAGACGAUGAUUACAGCUGUACCAUUAGCCGGACGCGCAUCUCUGCGUAAUUUCGGCUGGUGUAUUCCUACCAUACACACACAAAACAAUUACGCGUAAUUUUUAUAGAAACAUUUGUUUGAUAGAUAAGGUAAAAAGCGAUUUUAACGUUUAUUUCAUUCACGAUUCCAUUAACACACAGGAUUUUGAUUAGUUUUUCAUAGUUUAGACGUGUUACACUUCCCGCAGGAGUUUGUAAACGACUGUGUGAUGGUAGGUCUCACCCGGGUACAGCACCGCCUUUGGGAAGUUUUUCUGCAAAUGAAAUAGAAUUGUAAUAAUUAGGUGAAACGAUUGCAGUUGUUAAUUUUUUGCCGCCUUGUAUAAAUCUGCGACGCUGCACACAACACUCACAUGGUUGAUGGCGUCCGGAUAGUUUUGCGUUUCCAGGCAGAGCGCACCAUGUUCAUAAUAUGUCGCAUUAUCUUUUCCCACUAAUGUAUCUAGUUUUGUAAGAUCCUACAAAUGAAAUGUAUAUGAUUAUGAUUA